AUGAUUCUUGUUGCGUUGUUGUUCUUCUCAGCAUUAGUCUCAUUCAUCUGCUUACCACAAUUGAUCAAAGCUUUAAACUUAUCAACAACUGCACCAAAUGAUCAACUCUCCAAUCUUCUUAGAAGGCUAUUAAACCUAAGAUUUUAUUUCAUUGCCAAAAUCUUAUUCUUUAAAGCCCCAACAAGAGCUGGUAAGAUUGAUAAGAUCUAUGUAUAUCCAUUAAAAUCAGUUUCAUACAUCUCACCAACUAAAUGGGAAAUUGACGAACAUGGCUUAAAACAUGAUAGGCAAUAUAUGAUUGGAUUUUGGGAUUCAAAGGCAAAUUGUUAUCAAGCUUACACUUUGAGAAAUGCUCCAAGAUUAUCAUUAGUUUCAAUUGAUUAUGACCUUGAAGAGAAUUGGUUUAAAUUUACUUAUCCAAAAUUAGAUGGUUCAAAAUCUUUCUUCAAAUUACCAUGUAAUGUUACAGAUGAAUUUUUGGCAAAGCACAUUGUUAAUAUUGAUGAAUCAGAUCAACCAUCUCGUAAGAUUACAGAUUUAUGGGGGAUAAAAUUUGAUUCGAUAAACCUUGGUUCAAAUUUAAUUCCACAAGAUUUUUAUGAUUCAAUGGGAUUAAAUAGAGAUGGUACAACUUUAUUAUAUUCAUCAAAGGAUAGAACUGUUAAAACUGCACAUCCAAAAGAUUUAAAACAAAUGCGUAAAGUUUUAUUCCAAGAUUAUUUCCCGAUUCAUAUUAUUUCCCAAAGUUCAAUUGAUGAAUUGAACCAACGUAUGAAGAAAUCUGGUGUUAAAGAUAGAAUUGUCGAACCUUUACAAUUUAGACCAAAUGUUGUUAUCGAUGGGAAUGCUAUUGAAUUAGACUAUUGGUAUAAAGUUUUCAUUAAUGGGCACUUAUGGUCUAUUGUACAAAAAACUCCAAGAUGUUCAAUUGGUAAUGUUUGUUUAGAUAAAGGAGAAUUUGAUAAAUCAAAUUCAGUUACAAGAACAUUAAGAUCAUAUAGAAGAAUUGAUCCUGGUGAUAAGAAUGGGUUUUUCUUAGGUGAUGAUGCAAUUCAUCAUGAUUCUGGAUAUUUUAUUAAUGUUGGUGAUGAAUUUUAUUUGAAACAACAGAAAAUCAGCACAAGUUUACCAUUAUUAUAA
Molecule: messenger RNA, 1140 nt
Organism: Hansenula anomala
Lineage: Eukaryota; Fungi; Ascomycota; Saccharomycetes; Phaffomycetales; Wickerhamomycetaceae
Exons: 1
Coding region: 1-1140 (379 amino acids)
Molecular function (GO): catalytic activity; molybdenum ion binding; pyridoxal phosphate binding
Source: RefSeq, a predicted model, not a curated record